Messenger RNA from Chiroxiphia lanceolata (lance-tailed manakin), 3195 nucleotides. It is a transcript of the gene EFCAB14, whose product is annotated as EF-hand calcium binding domain 14. NCBI's taxonomy places the organism in Eukaryota, Metazoa, Chordata, Aves, Passeriformes, Pipridae. Bases 47 to 1501 code for a protein of 484 amino acids. The record is from RefSeq and is a predicted model, not a curated record. The transcript is spliced from 11 exons. Gene Ontology annotation, molecular function: calcium ion binding.
GGGAGGCGGGAGCCAGCCGCCGGCCGCGCCGCCGCCCCACAAGAGGAUGAAGAAGCGGAAGGAGCUGAACGCCCUCAUCGGCCUGGCCGCCGACGGCCGCAGGAAGAAGCCCGCCAAGAAGGGCUCGGGACACCGGCUGCUGCGCACCGAGCCGCCCGCCUCCGACUCCGAGUCCAGCUCCGAGGAGGACGAGUUCGCGGGGGCGCGGGGCCGCUGCGGAAAGGGAGAUUACCUACGAUGCUGCAAGUUCUGUUACCCAUUAUGUGCGUUUGUCAUUCUUGCCGCUUGUGUGGUAGCGUGUGUUGGCUUAGUCUGGAUGCAGGUGGCUCUCAAGGAGGAUCUGGAUGCAAUAAAGGAGAAGUUUCGAACUAUGGAAUCUAAUCAAAAGACAUCAUUCCAAGAAAUUCCUAAACUGAAUGAAGAUCUGGUGCAGAACCAAAAGCAGCUAGAACAAAUUGAGACUGGAGAACUGGGGCUGAAUAAAAUUUGGAUAAAUAUCACAGAGAUCAGUAAACAGGUAUCACUAUUGACCUCAACAGUAAAUCAUCUCAAAAACAACAUUAAGUCUGCUGCUGAUCUGAUUUCUCUUCCUCUCACAGUAGAAAAACUUCAGAAGACUGUAGCAACCAUAGGUAGCACUCUUACCAGUGUGGCUCACGAUGUUGAAAAUAUACAGACAGCUAUUGAAGAAUACAAGAAAUCCAUAGAAAUACUCCAGAAUGAUGUGAAGGAAUUAAAACAGAUGCCUUCACUUCCCUCCACUGUUAUGCCAAGGACUGAGAGAAAUCAGACAGAAAAUUGCAAAAAGGAAAGCCAGGCACUGCAUGCAGCUCUGGAAGAGCUAAAUAACACCGUGGUGCUGUACCGAAAGUUGAAUGACAUCAGGCUUCUAAACGUGGAUUCAGCCAUUGGCAACCUCAGCCGGAAGGUUACGCUGCUGGAAAACUCUCCCCUUGUUGUGAAUAAUCUGGACAAAAGAGAGAACUUGUCUACCAGCGUGGGGAAUGAUGCAACUACCUCUCUAAAAGUGGAAAAUGAAGAUCAACUAGAUAGUGAAACUCAGUCAAAUACAGAACUGAAGGAAGCAGGAACUAGAGAUUCUCAGGUAUCAAAACUAAGAGAGAAGCUUCAGCUGAUCAGUGCUCUCACAGGCAAGCCAGAAAAUGACAGACCCAUUGAGACAACAAAGAAUGUUGAAAGUAGUCCAAGUACUACAGCAAAGCCCACAGACCUUUCAAGGCUGACUUCAAGGUCAGCUGAUGACAACACAGAGAGUAAUGGGCAGCUGAGCCAUCUGUCCUUACCAGGAAUUUCCAGCAUUGAAGAUCUGCAGAAUUUGUUUGAAAAAGCACCUGAAGCUGCUGAUGGGAAACUCUCAUACGAAGAUCUUCAAAAGUUGCUUGGCUCCACAGCCCAAGAGUCACAGAGCUUUAAGGAAUUUGACACAGAUGGAGAUGAGAAAUACACACUAAAAGAACUGAGAUUAGCAUUAGGUGUAUAGGAUCUAUAUUUAGAAAUUUGAUAUUGGUGGAUGUUACUGUAGCUAAAGGAAGCUACAGGACAUGAAAAACUACGUCUGCACUUUCCCAGUGUUUUACUGAUCUUUGGAGCUAAAUUACUGUACACAUUGCCACCUCUUUUUUUCACUUGCAUUUAUUGAAAAGAAAUUUACAAGUUUAUAUGUCUAUAGGACAUAAUAUUGGGACUGUGUUAAAAUCCAGAAAAUUCCCAAACUUGGAAACAUUUUCCUCUCAUUCUUUCCUUUCCAAAGGAGUUCUUGGUUUUAAUUUAAAAUGUGUACAUACUAAAAUAAAACUAUGGUUUUAUAUUUCACUGAAAUUUGCCUUAAAUUAGAGAGCUGCACUUUAUGUAGAGCAGAAGAAAAUCUGUCUUGUAAAGAUGGGCUGCUUCUGCUUGUAAAUAUUUGAGAUAGAGUAAAUUAUGCAUAUUUAAGGGGAAGUUUGUGUCAGGGGCUGUGUUGGUAGUAAGUGGUUUAUAAUGAGAGACUGAGCCUGAAAUGGAUGGUUAAGAGCUUCAGCUGAAUUUCUGACUUUGACUAAGUAAAUCCAUGAAUGAGUUUGGCCUCAAUCAGAGGAAAGCAGGAGGGGUAAGUCAUGCCCAUCGAUAGCAGGAUGUAUUUUUAAAGGGAAGAGCUGAGAGUGUUUUUAUAUCAUAAGCCUACAGGAGCAAUUAACUUGCCAAGUGCUUGGGUUUUCACUUCAGCAUUCUUUAAGCUUUGCUGUGCUGCAUCCAGAUUAUAUUUUGUGAGAUGAGCCUGUCUAUUUAUUUUUUUUAAUGAACAUAUUGAAUAGCUUUAUCAGAUGCUUAAGAGGUAAAAGCCUACAGUGCAGCCUGCUGAGUAGCUCCUGAACAAUUCGUGCUUUGGCAGUGCACUGCUACACUCCAGGGUGUGGAGCAGGUGGGAAGGCCCAGAGUAGAUUUGUGAGCUGUUUCCUGACUAUUGGGACCGUGGUCACUUCUUGGUACCUUUAUUUUUUGUGUCCUUGCCAACAGAAGGAUGUAAAAAGCAGGGUAGGCACGUGCAAUGGCAUCGUCAUUCUACACUGAGACCCAGUUUGUAAGUGAGAAUUCCUUACUGUAGAGGAACUUAAAGAUCUGUUUGUGGUAGUGGAUCUAAACACAAGAGUAUAUUUGUAACCUUCUGGAACAUAGAAGAAUGACUUUUGAAGAGGGGGUUCUCACUUGCAGGCUGUAUCAGAGCCAAGUUGGGUGAUUUUGCUCACAAAUAUCACUGAUCUUGUUAAGAGUUUUUUGCAUGAUUAGUGAAGCUGCCCACCUCGCUGAAACAUCAGUUUAUGUGGAAGUUGGUUUGCAGUUGUUGACUUUUAUAUAACUUCAGACUGGAUGUUUUAUCAAUAAUUGUAUUCUGGAAGUAUGAAUCAGCAAAGGAAUGUACAAAAUGGAACCCUGUUAUCCAUUUCCUCGGCUUCUUUCACUGUUGCUCUUCUAUCCUGUUUGGGUAAUGCUGUUGUCACCCAACACCAAAAUGCUUUUGAUGUGACGUUUGAAAAUGCAGUAUUUAAAAACAAAACAAAACCAACCAACCUUGGCUUUAGAGAGAGCAAGAAGCAAACACUCACUUCUUGCUGCUUCCCGCGCCCUUUUAUACACUACUGUGUAAUUCCUUAACCAAAUAAUAAAAAAAAAAAGCAAUAAAAUUUAACCAUUCUGAAA